AUGCAGCUGUCAAUCCAAGCCAUUAUCGGCUUUGUUGUAGCCGCUGGCCUUGCUGUGGCCAGUGAGCUCCCCAGUCCUAUGACUGUUAACCUUGAGCGUCGCAAGAUGCUGGUAACCAAGAAUGACACUGUUGACUUUAAAGCCGUAAGGAAGCAAGCCAAUGCAUUGAACUAUAAGUACGACAAGCUGCUGAGGAACUUUAGGAAGAACACUGGUAGGGACCAUCCACUUCUUCAUCUGCUCCUCGAUUUGAUCGACAAGCGCGAUGGCAAAGGUGAUGUUGAUCUGGAUGAUAUUGGAGAGGGGCAGCUGUGGGCUGGCGACGUCCAAUUUGGACAAUCAAAAUUCAAGAUCGACUUUGAUACUGGCUCCGCCGACACUCUCGUGAAUCCCUUCGUGUAUUUCCCACACCGAUCCAAGUCUUCGAGAAAGACUCAUCACACGUUCAGCACAGCUUAUGGUGAUGGCACUACCGCUUCUGGUUUUAUCUAUACAGACGACCUUAAGAUUGGUGGCUACAAAGCCAAGGAUGUGGCUAUUGGUCUCUCAGUAACCAAAUUCAUUAACGAUGAAGACAACCAGGGCAUUGCUGGCAUGUCAUUCCCUGCUGUUCAAAGUUUUCCGAAAAAAUUUGAUCCUUUCUUUGUUGCCUUGGUAAAGCAAAAAGUGGUUCCAGAGCCAGUUUUUCAGUUUACUCUAAAGCGUGGCUCAGGCUCAACGCUCCAUUUGGGUGGAAUUGACAAUUCCAGGUUCCAGGGCGAACUUUCUUACGUUGAUGUCAACCCAGAAGAUGGUUUCUGGAUUUCAGAGGGUAAAGUGAACGGCAAGAAGAUUGAUGCGUGCAUUGACACCGGUUCAUCGAUCAUUUUUGGCCCAAUUGACGAAGUCCGUGAGGUUAUAACUAAGAUGGACGGCGUGACACCUUUUACCGCGGGAGGAGCUUUGCACGGCGCAUUCGAUUGCUCCAAACCUCCCAAAUUGGAUUUCGAAUUUGCUGGCCAGAAGUUCAACCUGGGUGAGAAUCAAGUAUCGUUCGGAAAGUACCAGGGUCAGUGUGUUUUGAGCAUCAUGGGACAGAAAAACCUUCCUAUGAAUGCCUGGGUUGUUGGUGACUCUUUUCUGCAAACUGCCUCAGUUGUUUUUGAUAUGGGCAAGAACCGCAUGGGUUUCGCCCCCAGUUCCAAUUAA
Messenger RNA from Malassezia globosa CBS 7966, 1188 nucleotides. RefSeq lists its product as uncharacterized. The transcript has a single exon. The coding region runs from base 1 to 1188 and encodes 395 amino acids. Gene Ontology annotation, biological process: proteolysis. Lineage: Eukaryota; Fungi; Basidiomycota; Malasseziomycetes; Malasseziales; Malasseziaceae. Gene Ontology annotation, molecular function: aspartic-type endopeptidase activity. The record is from RefSeq and is a predicted model, not a curated record.